This is a messenger RNA of Amaranthus tricolor (Joseph's coat), 2745 nucleotides long. RefSeq names its product PX domain-containing protein EREL1-like. The transcript is spliced from 10 exons. NCBI's taxonomy places the organism in Eukaryota, Viridiplantae, Streptophyta, Magnoliopsida, Caryophyllales, Amaranthaceae. The coding region runs from base 310 to 2442 and encodes 710 amino acids. The record is from RefSeq and is a predicted model, not a curated record. Gene Ontology annotation, biological process: protein transport. Gene Ontology annotation, molecular function: phosphatidylinositol binding.
AAAAGAGGAACCGAGGAACAAAGGAUAGACUAUUUCUCUCUCCAAAUUCAUCUUCUUCCACUCUUAAUUUUGUCCCCUUUCUCUAAUUAAUCUACCCUUUUUUCUCACUUUUACUGCUCAAUAGAAGACCGUGUAGAUAUAACUGGUUCACAGACUCGAACCAACUAGAACAUACAAUUUAAUUUGAUCUGAUCAUCAUAUUAUAAAAGAACUAUUACAAGGAUUAUCAAUUUUUGAUUCCCAAUUGAAUCUGAUCAUUGUUACAACAAUUGGGUAUUAGGGAAAACUAAAGAAGAAGCAAGGAUCAAGAUGAUCAGGGGGAGGAGUCCACCAAAGCAUCGUCAUGAUGGAACCUCCCCUUUACCUAUGGGGAUGGAUUGGAGUCCAGCUCCUAAAAAAUGGAGUGGUCGUGAUACUGUAUGGCCUCAUGAUCCUCGGUCUGGAUGGAGCUACUGUGUUACCAUUCCUUCGUGGGUUGCGCUUCCUAAAUCAAGAUCAAGUGCUUCAGAUCCUGUAGUGUUUUACAGGGUUUUGGUGGGUAUCCAAUCACCAGAAGGAGUUACAUCCACACGAGGAGUAUUGAGGAGAUUUAAUGAUUUUCUCAAGUUAUUUCAUGAUCUGAAAAAGACAUUUCCUAAGAAAAGCCUUCCGUCCGCACCUCCUAAAGGUCUUUUGAGAAUGAAGAGCCAGACUCUCUUGGAAGAGCGAAGGCGCUCUUUGGAAGAGUGGAUGUCAAAACUUCUUUCAGACAUUGAUGUAUCACGGAGCAUGGCUGUGGCAUCUUUUCUUGAGCUAGAAGCUGCUGCCAGAUCUUCAUUUCAAGACGUAAGUCAGCAGCCCUCUGAAGCUAAUGCUUCUACUACCAGCAGUAUUUCUUCGGAUCAAAUCCAUUCCAGUUUAAGCUUACCUGCCCUUGCUGGUAGUUCAUCAAUCGUGUCAGAUUAUGGUAGUGACACUGCAUAUGAAACAUCUGAACUUGAAAGUCCUAGUUUUGGAAGAGAUGAUGUCUCUGAAAUUGGUGUUGACGAGUUGACGUUGAACGGAGAUUUAACUAAUCCAAUGGAAACGAUGGCUAAGUACAGCAUGUCUAAUAUUGAUGAAGGGUUAUUGAUGGGAGAAAGUAUCCUGGAUCAGUUAGAAAGUUUCAAAAAGCAUAAGAUACUAAGUACACAUAUUACCCCUAACGGGAGUGCUUUCAAGUCUGCAACGGUUAAUAGGGCAGGAAUUUCAUUUGAGGAAGAUCCUGUUAAAGUUGUCAAACAUAUGCGGAAGCCUUCAAAUGAGAGUGUGGGGAGUGAUCUAAGUUCAUAUAAAGGCGGUGAAACGUCAAAUUUAUGGUCACCUAACCUCCUUGGUGAAGAGUGUCAUGACCUUCCGAAUGGAGUCGAGGCUUCUAGGACUAUGGGGAGUCCUAGCAGUUCAGAGCUGCAAUAUAGCGCUGGAGACAUCGUUCUCCCAAGAGAUCAACAGCCUAAACUAGAUAGAAUUCUAAUGAUAUUGCAACGUAGAUUAGGGACUGCUAAAACUGAUAUGGAGGAUCUUAUCUCAAGAUUGAAUCAAGAAAUUGCCGUCAAAGAAUACCUUACGACAAAGGUCAAGGAUUUGGAGGUUGAACUUGAAACUACUAAAGAGAAGAGUAAAGAAAAUCUCCAGCAGGCUCUUUCACUUGAAAAGGAAAGGAUUACGACAAUGCAGUGGGAUAUGGAGGAAUUACGUCGAAAGUCAUUAGAAUAUGAGCUCAAAUUGAAAUCUCAAGAGGAUGCUAAGUUGCCAACAGAUGCCGUUGUGAGACUAUCUGAUUUCCCCGAGAAGGAUGAAUUGUUGCUGGAGUUGGAAUCUACGAAAGAACAACUUAAUACCUUGCUAAAGCAACACGAGGAGCUGGAGAUGAAAUCUAAAUCUGAUAUCAAAGUGCUUGUUAAAGAGGUUAAAAAUCUGAGAAGAUCUCAAAUUGAACUCAAACAAAAACUAGACGAGUCGUCACAGAAAAAAAUGGAAAUGGAGCAACUCUUGCAGCAAGAGAUAGAGAAGAGUGAAAUCACUUCGGCCACAAGAAGAAAGCUGUUAGAUGAUUGUCAAAAGCUGCAGAUCCGGCUCCAGGAGUGUAACAUCAAAUUUGUUGAUAAUAAUAUUGCACUUGAUUCAUCCUCCUUAUCUGAUGUUUUGGAUCUCCUAGCUGAAUCCGACAAGCAACUCGGUCUUCUCUUUGUAGAGUCUCAACAACUGACCUUGGAGACCGACUCACUCUCUGAUAGCGAUGAUGUGACGACGAUUGAUCAUGAGCUGCGGAUUGUGUUGAGAAACAUAUUUUUGGAUAAUGUUAAGUUGAGAAAGCAGGUGAACGUUUUUAUUCGGUCUGCUCUCGAGACAGACAAUUCUAAUGAAAACGGUAAUCAAGCCUUUCCUAGAGAAACCGUGUUAAAACAAGUAUUUGAAAAUUAAAGAAACAUUAGUACAUAAGUAAAUUUUAACACUCUAUUGUGUAGACUGAGGAUAUUGGCACGGUACAAUGUUCGGCCUUGUAGCAUGUCCAGGUACAUGAAAUAUAGGACUUGGGGAAGCAAAUAGCAAUAGUUCUGUGAAUACUGAGACUUGUAUUAAUCACUUUUUGGUGUUUUAUCUUCCUCCCUUUGGACCUCGACCUGUGCGGUUUACUGGGUUGAGGAAUGACUGGUGUUUUAUCCAUAUUUUUGUCGUGAUUGCCAAAUUUAAUAAAUGUGUGAAUUGAGAAAGAUUAAAACUUAA